AUGCCCCCCCGCCAACGAACCGAGGAGCAGCCGCCCUACUUCGAGGGCGACUAUGUGGUGCCUCCUCCUCCUCCUCCUCCUCCUCCUCCUCCGCUUAUGGAGUUCCUUGGGAUUGCCCAGCUCGCUCAGGGCCGGCCCGGGUUUGCCGCCUGCCUGCGCUACUGCGAGCAGACCGACGGCCCAAACCCGGCCGACCGUAUUCGAGCCGCUGCCUCGCGGAUUCUCGUCUCGGGCAAGUGGUUGGCCCGUCUCCGAGACGCGGCGCGCCAGGCCAUGCCGGGCUUUGAGAACAUUAUCGUCGCGAGCUUCAUCGUCAUCCAAACGCGCUAUUUGCUCCUUCGGGGCGCCAUCCACCGCGCCGACCCGCGCAUUUUGAUGAUCGGGGAAGAUGGCCUGGUCGCCUACCUCCGGGAGUACAGCGCCCUCUACGAUCGGGCUAAGGCGCGCAUGAUGCAGCUGAUUGCACGCCCCGGAGAGCACCGCCAUCACCGCGGGUUCCUUCGCCUGCAGCGGGCUGCCCUCGCCUGGAUGCGCCAGAAACCGUUAGCUUUCUGCGAUGAAAUGAUACGGUCGUCGAGAGGCUUCUUAAUGCGUCGUCGCACGGAACGCUUCCGAAUGGUAUCAUCACAACGCCGCCAAAAAAUGAUGGUGAUCAACAACAGAGCUGAGCAGUCG
Molecule: messenger RNA, 675 nt
Organism: Mesorhabditis spiculigera
Lineage: Eukaryota; Metazoa; Nematoda; Chromadorea; Rhabditida; Rhabditidae
Source: the annotation of a GenBank genome assembly